Molecule: messenger RNA, 6331 nt
Organism: Conger conger (European conger)
Lineage: Eukaryota; Metazoa; Chordata; Actinopteri; Anguilliformes; Congridae
Product: TOG array regulator of axonemal microtubules protein 1
Exons: 22
Coding region: 340-5403 (1687 amino acids)
Biological process (GO): microtubule cytoskeleton organization
Cellular component (GO): cilium; cytoplasmic microtubule
Molecular function (GO): microtubule binding
Source: RefSeq, a predicted model, not a curated record
CAGGAGUGGUAUCAUAUUUUUGUAUCAUUUACACCAGGGAAGGUAACGGAGAGGUACUGCGAAGGAAUAUGAGACAUUCUCCAUUACACUGUUUGAGUUUUGGACUUGUUACGUGUUUUAUUUUAGAACGUCAGACGAUUGCAACAUGUUCCCGUUAACUGGCGAGCUAGCUAACUUACCUUUUUGUUUUCUUAAAAACUACUGUUUACCAUAGUUACGAUAUGUCUGUUUAAAACGAUAGCCAGUCUAUAUUAAAUCAAAAUAGGCUUGAUUGUCAUUUUUGGUAAAGAAGGAAACCCUGCGGUCAAGUAUGUUAAACAAAUAUACCACAGUGCCUAAAUGUCAAAUUUGGAUAAAAGCGAAUAUGUGCAACUAGCUCCGACAUUGGCGCCCGUAAACCACUGCACCGACGACGCGUUCGGGGUAUUCAUCAAGCAUGCUGUGGUAAACCACGAGAGUGGAAUAACGACUGUGAGUAUUGGUGUACUAUUGUCAACGCGUUUGACCGAGGAACGUCAAAACACAAAAUUUUGUUCUCGAAGAAGUUAUUUAUACGAAGAAUUUCUUUGGGACAGACAAAGCUACGACCCAUUUCUGGAAUACAUUACAUCGGACUGCAUCGAAUCGCACAUUUGGCAAGAGCAGUUUUAUGCUCUAAUUAAGGAGUUGCCUGGCUUUCUCCUUAGGGUCUACCAACGACUUGGAUUGAACUGUAUCAAGGACUUUGUUAAUUGGGGGAUUCAACAAGAGAGAGACCAUCCUCCCCCAAAACGAGAUGAAGAUGCAAAGCCACAGAACGUCCCUUUCCCCUCACAGCCAGACGAAGGCAUAUUUAAAUCCCAAAGUCUGAACAGAUUUCCAGAGACGCCCACAAUAAUGCUUUUUGGAAUUAUACCACAGGAGUUACACAGACAGCUCCUGGACCUCAAGAACUAUCAGAGCAGGACAAAUGGCGUGGAGGAACUGAAAAACAUCCUUACUGAAUUCGAUUUGAAGCCAGUGCCCCCGGACAGCAUAGUCGAUUUCAUCAGUUUCCUGCGGACACUGCUGGAUGACUGCAACUUCAAGGUCCUGUAUGGCACUUUACAAGUAAUCAACCUGCUCGUUGAGAAACUGGAUAGCAAUGUGGAAAAAUACCUGAAGCAGAUUGUAAAUACGACCCUCAAAACUUUGGGGGAUACCCACACCAUCUCCAGGAACGAGUACAUGAACGUGUUCAGGCAGUUGAUGAGGAUUCUGGGACCACAAAAAGUAUUGGACCUUGUGAUGGGGCACCUAAAGCACAAAAAUUCCCGUGUCCGAGAGGAUGUCAUCCACAUCAUCACUGCUGCCAUGCUCACACAUCCCAGGAAAGACUUCAACAUCCCCAGCCUCUGCUUCGAAGUGGCGCCUUGUUUAGCAGACAGAAAGAAGAGAGUCCGCCAUGCCGCCCUGGAACUUUUUGCUGUGUUUGACCACUGCCUGGACAACGGCAAAAAACAGCCCCUUAUGAGAGCUGUCGAUAAGGUUGAGCUAAGCGGUGACGUUGAAGGGCUCAUGGCAGCUGUUCAGGCCAGGAGAGCCAGGCACGUUCUUCCCAGACUGUCUUCAGAGGGAAUGGUGGAAUAUGCCUUAGUUAUCCCAAAACCUGGCCAGAGACCGUUGUCUCAGUUUGGCUCAGGUGCUGACCUCGAGUGGAUCCAGUGUGGGGGACGUGUUGACAGUGCUAGGAGCAGCCGGACCGAUCCGGGCACUGACAGCCGCUUGUAUGGCUACGGCAGCCUUGGAUCCCUCACUGACAAUAUUCCUCUGCACAGGCGAAUUCUUAGCGCUGGGAAGAACAAGCUCCCAUGGGAAAAGUCGAGGCUUCCUGCCACAGGGAAACCCCUGCCUCCCAGGCCUACCAACAGCCAUUCAUGUGAACAGAUCUCCAGCGAGGACUCCCUGUCCCCUCCCACGGAGCUGAGCCGAGAAGCGUACGUUGCGGACUUCGGCUUUUCAGAGCCCCACCAGCCCAGGAUUGUGGGCAGGAAAGAGCCGCCCUCGCAUGGGGUGUCGCGGAAGAGUGGCGUGGAAACGGACCGUCAGCCCCGGGAGCCUCCCAGCCCCUCAGACAGCGAGCGAGCCUUUCCGAAAGCAGGCCGCUCCCUCCGCCGACCCUCCAGCACGGAGAGGACCCUCUCCCUACCCUCCAGUGCCACAGCUCCCGGCAGCCUCGCCCUGCCCUCCAACUCCACAUCCCCCGGGAAAUUUCUCCUGCCCUCGUACCCCCUGGCCAAGUUGCCAGGCAGUCCCCGGACCCCGAGGCUCUCCCACCGCCACGCGGAUUCCUCGCUGUCUUUCUCCAGCACCUGGCCCAACAAGAGAGAGGGCAGCCCUCACCGCAGAGACCCCAGCCCCUGGAGGGACAUUCAAGGUGACGCCAUGAGCGAUCGCUGUUCCCCGCUCCCCCUGCGGGCCUCGCUGGUGCGCUCCUCCUCCACCUCCUCCUGCCGCCAGGCCCUGAACGGCUCCAGGCCCGUGCCCCCCAUUCCGCAAGGCUCUCCGGACCCCCAAACGCGGGACCAGCGGUUCCUGGAGGGCCAGAUGCGAGACCAGCUGACUGAUGGGAAGAUGCAGCUGGACCUGACCCAGCUGAGCGGGCUGGAGCAGGAGGAAGAGCCUGUGGACCAUGAGGAGAUGAUGAACUCUCUGCGCUCCUUGCGCAACAGCGCUGCUAAGAAGCGGGCCAAGGUGAGCCUGAGCGGGUCAGACCCGGACCCGGACAGCCCCGACUCGGCCGUGAAGCUAGAGCUGGCGCUGGACUCCCCGUCCCAAACGUCCCCCUCCAUCACCAGCCCGCUGAGCGAGAGCGGGCUCUCCAGCCUGUACUCGCCACCCAACUCCACCCUCAACGGCACAAAGGCCAGUUGUGGAAACUUUUCCUCUCCAGCAGCUAAGCCUCGGGCCACCAGAGUCUCCUCUGGCAAGAAGCCUGCUGCCUCGAUGGACAGCAACUCCCUUCAAGACAAAGCCACCACGGAUGUGAGCGUUGUCGGGCAGCGAGUCACCUACUCCAACGGGCAAAUCGAUCCUGAGGCGGACCGCAUGAGAGAUCUGUCCCCUCCCCCGGCCAGAGCUACAGGGCGGGAGCCGGUCAGGGCAGUGAGACCCACCAGGGGAUCGCAGGCCAGUAGCAGCAGUAGACUUUCACCAGCCAGUGGCAUGUCGGAAGGGGUCAUCGGUAAAGGAGUUUUUGGCUCCUCCACCCCCCUUUCCGGCUCCCCGGUGGUGUCCACGGCUCAGGACCAUAGCGACGCCGCGUCCAGGACCUCCAGCGAGCUCCCGGAGGGCGUCUACGGCCACGCGGUCCACUCCAGCCACCACGACGCCAACGACAGCCCGGACGCCGAGGAGCCCGGGGAGAAGGUGAAGCUGUCCAAGUCUGCCAGAGACAAGAUGCGGCAGCGCCGUCUGGAGCAGCAGGAGGUGGACGAGCAGGCGGAGCUCCACGGGGUGGAGAGCGCGCGCAUGCGAGGCCUGCGGCAGACGAUGUCCGAGUCCAGCAUCGACGAGCUGGGCACGCUCAGAGACUGGCAGCUGAACGGGAGCGAGGUGGCGAGGCCACCGGCCGGUUCCCCCCCGGAGGAUUCACAGUCCAGCUCCACUAGCCCCCACGGCACCCUGAGCCCCAUCAAGUCCUUCAGCCCCCACCACCAACCCAGCCCCCCAACCCUGCCCCCUCAGUCCAAAACCACGCUGCGGCGUGUGAGGAGAGCCCCCAGCCUGAACAAGACCCGGCCAUCGUUCUCCAACAGCUCAGACGAGUUGUUCUCAGGCCAGAGAAAGGACGACCAGGAACAGCCAGAGUUGCGGCCCUUCUCCAACCCCGAGCUAGCGCUGACCCAGGCCUUCAUACUGCUGAGCUCUAAUGACUGGGAGAAGAAGAUCGAGGGAUUGACCUUUUUGGGCUGCCUGGCGCAGUACCACUCUGCCGUGCUCAGCGCAAGGCUUCCAGAUGUCUGCCGGGCCCUCAUCCCAGAGGUUAUGAACUUGCGCUCAGGGGUCUCUCGGGUGGCCGUGGCGACUCUGGGGAGCCUGUACACUCACCUCCAGAGGGGCAUGGAUCAGGAACUGGAGGGGACGGCCACAGCGCUGCUGCAUAAAUUCGGCGUGUCCAACACCUUCAUACGGCAGGACGUGGACGCUGCCCUCAACAGCAUGGUGCAGAACUGCACACCCAUCCGCGUCAUGAAUGCCCUGCUCACCGGUGGCGUCAGGCACCUGAAUUCCAUGGUGAGGAAGUGUACAGCCCAACACCUGGCCGACCUGGUGGAAAAGAUUGGUGCUGGCCGACUGCUGUCUGGCACCAUGGACGUCACUGACCGUAUCCUGCCUGCCAUCGCCCGUCUAGCACAGGACUCCUCCCAGGAAGCCAGAUACUAUGGACGUCAGAUGCUGCUGUUUUUGGCAUCCCACCAGGAUUUUGACAAAAUGGUGAAGAAGUACAUCCCAGCCAAAGACCUUCCGACCCUUCGAGACCUGGUGUUCACUCUCAAGACAAAGGGAUUGGGCGAAAUGCCUCAGGACACCCCCUCGGCACGGGGCCGACGGUCUCUCCCUGGCAGUGGGACGACCCGAGCCUCAUCUCUUCCCCGGGAGCCCCUCAGCCUUGUCAACAGAGUGUCUGGCGAGUACAACUACAGAGCUCACACCAUCGCAGAGAGGACAGAAUAUAUCAAGCAGAUGAAGGUGCAGAUGGGCUCCAAGGACUUUCGGGAGCGUAUCAAAGCCAUUGACCAGGUGGCUGCUGAGUGCAAGAACAACCCGGACAUGAUCGUUGCCAGCAUGUUUCCGGUUUUUGAUGCUGUGAAAGCAAGACUCCAAGAGUCCAACAGUAAAGUUAACCUGCAUGCUCUGGAGGCCCUACAGAGGAUCAUCCCCGCACUAAAGGAGAGCUUAGCCCAGGUGGUAAACAUCUUGGUUCCAGCCAUAGUGGACAACCACCUCAACUCAAAGAACAAUGCCAUCUACAGUGCUGCUGUUAGUGCCCUGGAAACCCUCAUGCAGAACUUAGAUAAUGCCCUACUGCUUCAGAUUUUUGUCACAAAGGCUCAGCUCCUCAGUGGAAGGGCCAAGGUGAACCUCGUAGAUAAGGUUGCAGAACUGGUGACAGAGGUGUACCCUCACAAGCCUCAGGCGGUGGAGCAGAAGGUGCUGCCCUUGCUAUGGCACCUUCUGAGUACCUCCAGCAACAGCGGCACGAUCCUUGGCAGAGGCGGUAGUGUGCGGGGGGCUACUGCCACCUUAUGCCAGGCCCUGCACGACCAAAUGGGGCCCAGGCUCAUGGAGUGUGCUGCCUCCCAGUCCCACAGUGUCACCAAGAGUCUCAACCAGCUGGUGAAGACUUCACCUCCCCUGAUCGCAUGUUCAGAAAGACACUAACAAUCCCAAAACACAAAGGAAAAAAACCCCCACUGAUCUUACUUGAAGACAGAGAAUGCUACAUUUCUCAUAGUGCCUGCACUUUGUUUUGUUAUUACCUAUACAGAGAAUGACUGCAGAUAAGACUUUGCCCUGUAGUUAACAACUGUCAGAAAGGUAUCCGGAUUUCAAGCCCCCCUAUCGACCUGCUCUUUUUGCACUUUUUGGAAAGUGGUACAUUGUGUUAAUGAUUGUUUCUAAAAUUAUCAUUAUUAAUAUGUUGUAAUAUGCUCGUUCAUGUUGUUGUUUGGAACCCACAAAUAUGAUUUUACCAGAAACACCACCACAGAAUGUACUAUUUUAAUGCACAAAUACGUAAGGAGAUAAGGGAUGUAUAUUUUUGCUAUUGUCUUUUUCAUGUUAUGUUGUGAUGUAUCCAAGAUGUGUCUUAUACAGUUUUUUUUUUCCAAGUGAGUCUAAAUUUGUGAUGAGAACAAAUGACUAUUGUAAUAGUUAAGACUUGUAUUUGCACAGUAUUAGCUUAAUCCUUAUGCUGUUAUGUUGCAGUAUAUCUUUAAUCUUUAUUUCAAGUCCUAUAUAUAAAGAGGUAUUCUAAGUUGGAACUGUCUUACAGUUUUUGCAUGACCAAAUUCAUUGACAGGGAACAUAAAAUAUGAAUAUUUUUAUUAUGAUAUAUUUUAAUGUACACAGAUGCCUAAAUCAAAUUAUGGAUGUUAAACCAUUUUAAUAAUGGUGGUGGAAUAGAGAGAAAUUAAGCUUUAAACCAGCAGUUUAUACAGAAAGAUUUAAACCCAUAUCUGUUAUUCUCAAUAUAGUGCCAGUCCUGAGAUCGUCUUUCAUAGAAUUUCCACUGCUAAAUUGUACUGUACUAGUUUCUAAAUGGGAAGAGAGAUGUUAUAUAUAUAUAAUAAAUUGUUUUAUUUCUGUA